Protopterus annectens (West African lungfish) is the source of this 2791-nucleotide messenger RNA. Its product is annotated as zinc finger protein 501-like. Gene Ontology annotation, biological process: negative regulation of transcription by RNA polymerase II. The transcript is spliced from 4 exons. The coding region runs from base 128 to 1423 and encodes 431 amino acids. The record is from RefSeq and is a predicted model, not a curated record. Gene Ontology annotation, molecular function: DNA-binding transcription repressor activity, RNA polymerase II-specific. Lineage: Eukaryota; Metazoa; Chordata; Ceratodontiformes; Protopteridae.
UUAAAGAGGUUUGUUUCUUGUGCAGACAUUACAGAAAUACUUAGAUUUCUGUAUCUUUUUAUCAUUCUUCUGGUUUGUAUCUCUUGCAAGCAGUAGCUGCUUCACUUCCUGAAUAGUGCACUGCAUCAUGAAACUGGAGGUCCCAGAAAGUUUUGAAGAUGUUGCUGUUGAAUUUUCAAGGGAGGAGUGGGAGAUGCUGAGUGAAAAGGAGAAGAAGCUACACCAGGAAGUGAUGGUGCAGAACUUCAAUCACAUGAUAGAUGUCGGGUACAACAUCCCAGUGGACCACCUUUGGUCAUUUAUUUUCAAAGAUAAGAUGCUUCCAUCUGAUAAUGGUGACAGAAGAAGGAAUUUGCAGCAAAAUCAGCUUCCUGGGAACAGAAUUAGCAUCAACAGGAAUGCAGAUUUCUUUGAGAUUCAGAGUCUUCAGUCAUUCCAUGAGAAAUCCCAGGAUGUUGAAUUUAACAAAGCCGUCUCAGAUAAGAUGUCACUCACAAGGGAAAAUGCAGUGCCUUCUGAAACCAGACAUAACUGUAAGGAAAGUAAUGAGAAGUUUAUCAAAAAAAGCAAACUAGAAAUGCAUCUCCAAACUCCCAUGGAAAUGGCACUUAGUCAUCUUAAUUACAACAACAGUGUAACAUUCAAUGCUAAUGAUUUAACUGAUCAAUUAAUGCCCAGUGGGAAAAGAGAAAAUAACACAGUGGCAUUACAAGAGCAGAUAUGCAGUAAAGAGAAGCUUCACAAAUGUGUCACAUGUGGCAAGAGUUUUAUAGACAGAAAGACUUUAACAGUACAUAUGAUAAUUCAUACUGAUCAGAAGCUCUACAAAUGUACCAUGUGUGACAAGAGUUUUACACAGAGGAGUAAUAUGACAUCUCAUCAAAGAAUCCACAGUGGACAGAAGCCCUACAAAUGUGCCACAUGUGGUAAGAGUUUUAGACAGAAGGGUAAUAUGUAUAGGCAUCAGCAUACACACACUGGGCAGAAACCCUAUAAAUGUACUGUGUGUGGCAAAAGUUUUAUACAGAAGGGUAACUUGGUAAAGCACCAACAUAUACACACUAGAGAGAAUACCUAUAAAUGCACCAUGUGUGACAAGAGUUUUGUACAGAAGAAACAGAUGGUAAGUCAUCAGAGUACCCACACGGUACAGGAAAACUACAAAUGUGUCACAUGUGGUAAGAGUUUUAGGCAGAAGGGUCAUAUGUAUAGGCAUCAGAAUAUACACACGGGGCAGAAGCCCUAUAAAUGUACCACAUGUGAUAAGAGUUUUACACAAAAGUACAGUAUGAAGCGUCAUCAAUGUAUCCACACUGGCCAGAAACCCCAUAAAUGUGCCAUGUGUUACAAGUCCUUCAGACAGGCAAGUACUUUGAAGAGGCAUCAGAGGAUCCACUGCAGGCAAAAAAGUAGCAAAUUUUAAUAGAGAGGAUGUGAAUUGGAAAGAAGACUGUUACUCAGGUAAAGUUAGGAAAGGAUCCCAACUGAAAAACACGAGGUGCACUCACUAUGCCUAAAGUUUGGUUCAAAGUAUUAAAAUGUUUGCAAUAUGAUUUAAUGGAGAGAAAAAAAACUACUCAUAGGUGCACCUUGAAAUGACUGACAACAGUCUGGAUAACAGUGGGGAAAACAGUCUCAUACUUAAAAAGUGAAACUGUAGAUUACCAUAAGAACUAUUAUUCAAUAACUUGUCUUUCAACAACAACAAAGUAUAAACUACAUGCAGGAAUUGAUGCAGACAGAGUAUGUAGUCAUCUAGAUAAAUAUUACAGCAUGACAUUAGAACAGAAGGGGGAUAAAAGAGAUCCCUACUGCAUUAAGGAUCAUGUUUGGCUAGACAUUACCAUAAUGGAGACUUGCAAAAAGAACAGACGGCUUAGUAUUGCAUAAAUUGCAAAAAAGCAUUUAACGGUAUUCCUCACUCAUGGAUUAUUAAAUGCUCGCAAAUGUACAAAAGUCACCACACAUCAAUGUUAUGGUGUCAUUACUAUAAAAAAGUGGCAAACUACUUUGCAGUUGAACCACAAAAAUAGGGCAAAUUACUCUCCAGGGUUUAAAAAUCCAGUAUUGAAUAUUCCAAGUUUUUUUUUUUUGUAACCAUUACUGCUUUUGUUGCCUUGCUCUAAAUUUGUUAAGCUGUUUACUUAGCCUAGGUCAUGGAUUCAGUCUGAUUGCAAGAAAGUCUUCUUUUCAAAAGACAUGUCACCUGCCUUUUGUGGAUUAUCUAAGAAUGCAUUGCUCAUCUGAUGAAUAUUUGAAAGUUUAACUACAAGUCAUUAAAAUCCUAUCAGAUAUAAUAAGAAUGUAAUUUUGGUCUCAACAAAUAUGCUUAAGCAGCAUUUAUAGCAGGAAAUAUGAAUAAUCAAGAAAGUAUAAGUCUUGUAAAGGAAUGACGUAUAAAAAUAAUGCACAAGAGGGAGUAUAUAAAUAUCUAAGAAUAGAUGACAGGGCAGCAAUACAGCAUGAACAGAUUAGAACAAAGCUUAGUAAGGAAAUGUUUUAGAUGACUGAAAGUGAUACUGAAAACUGAUUUGAUGUCUAGGAAUAAGGUUCAAGUUAUAAAUCCACCUGCACUUCCUGUUCUAACUUACAGCUUUGGUGUAAUCGACUGGGUUCUGAAAAAGUAUGAUAGGAAAACAAGAAAACUGCUUUAUACUCAUCAACUGAUAUGCAAGAAACAUUGUUUGGCAUGAAUGUAUAUCCCUUGGGCUGGAUGAGGCAUGGACCUCCUUGAAAUUCGCCCCAUGUAUAAAUUGUUGUUUGAGGAUAGCAUAUAAAGUUAUUAACAUCA